CUGCCAGGGAGCUGGUCAUCCCGCUCCACGAGGGCCAGGCCUGCUACUACUCGGCUUCUCACCACUUCUGCUACACCAACACGCGCAUCCCGCAAUGGCACGAGAUAUGGACAAGGAUGCAGAUCCGGGUCAACAGCAGCCGGAUGAUCAGAGUCACCCAGGUGGACAGCGAGGAGGAGCUGGAGGAGUUCAGCAUGUGGAAUGUGUUCUCCUUCCUGAAGGAGAAGCUGAACGACACCAGCAUCGAUGUGGAUCUCUACAGCAACAAAACCUGCCUGAAGGUUGAGCUGCUGGAUGCUGACACCAUGUACUGCGUCAUCCUCUUCCGACGCUUUGACCCUAAGCUGUUCCUGGUUUUCUUCCUGGGCCUAUUGUUGUUCUUCUGUGGGGACAUGCUGAGCAGGAGCCAACUCUUCCACUACUCGGCCGGGAUUAGUUUUGGCUUGCUGGCCUCGCUGCUUAUCCUUGUCUACAUGAUGUCCAAGGUCAUGCCCAAGAAAAGUCCUGUUUACUUCCUGCUGGUAGGAGGCUGGUCCUUCUCCCUGUACCUGCUUCAGCUGAUCUUCAAGAACCUCCGGGAGAUCUGCAAGUCCUACUGGCAGUACCUCAUAGGUAGGCGUGAGCCCUUCGCCAGUUCAUCAGUCUGUGUGUACGGCCCGCUGGAGAACGAGCGCAGCAUCAACCUCCUCUCCUGGGCCCUGCAGCUCCUGGGCCUGUUGCUGAUGUACUCGGGCAUCCAGAUCCAUCCUAUCGCCUUGGCCUUGGUGGUCAUCGCUCUCUGCGCCAAGAACCUGGACUACCCCCUGCAGUGGGCCUUCGCUGCCUACAGGAGAGCACAGAGUGCCAGGCUUGGGCCGAGCCCCCCUCGCCUGCUGACGGAGGAGGAGUACCGGGUCCAGGGUGAGGUGGAGACGCGCAAGGCCCUCGAGGAGCUUCGAAACCACUGCAGAAGCCCGGAGUUCUCUGCCUGGGCUGCAGUCUCCCGCAUCCAGUCUCCCAAGAGGUUUGCUGACUUUGUGGGUGGCGCCUGUCACGUCACCCCCGACGAGAUCUCUGUCCACGAGCGGGAGUACGGCCUGGGUGGCAUCUUCCUUGAGGACCAGCUCUUCGAGGAGGAGGAGGAGGAUGACUGCUUUGAUGGGAAUCACACGAGUUACUUCCUGACCCACAACCACCAGGAUGCUGAUUGA
Messenger RNA from Leptosomus discolor (cuckoo roller), 1190 nucleotides. Lineage: Eukaryota; Metazoa; Chordata; Aves; Leptosomiformes; Leptosomidae. The record is from RefSeq and is a predicted model, not a curated record.